UUAUGUAAUAUAAUAAAAGUAAUACAGUUUUCCCUCAACCAAAUUUUUACACACAAAAAAGUUCCCCCUAAUGUUAUUAUGAUAUAAUUCGUGUUAUUACUGCUAAUAUUGGUGUUUUCUUCUUCAAUCACUGCUGGCUUUCAUGGAAUAGACAUGGAAUUUUUCACAACCAGGAAGUACAAUCAGCAAGAAGUCAGAAGAAAGAAAGAAAAGAAAAUUGCCUGCUUGUCAUCGGCUGUGCUUUGCUAGCAACUACUCACAUACUAAAUACAAAUACUGAUAUCCAGUACUCACAGCUGCGGACAUCCGGCAUGCUCUGGGUGUCAUCGUCACGCCCACCUGAUGUAAAAAAUACUUUAUUAGCAUGUAGCCGUGAGCAUGUGACAUCAACAUUUGCAUAUAUUAUACAACUUAAUAUAAAGUACAUUAUAUGUAUUUAGAAGGUGGUAAACAGCUUUAUUAUUACUAAUAUGUCUUAUUUUUACUGAUGAUGUCUACUAUAUUGGCUAAUAGGAGUGUAAAGGUGACUAUAGGGGUGUUAUGUCAUGUCUAGAGGGCUCUUCUUUCUGACGAUGUUAAAAAAGUGUAUUCAGAAGGUGGUAACCAGGUUUAUUAUACCUAAUAUGUCUUAUUUUCUCUUAUGAUGUCUACUAUAUUGGCUAAUAGGAGUGUAAAGGUGACUAUAGGGGUGUUGUCAUGUCUAGAGGGCUCUUCUUUCUGACGAUGUUAUAAAGUGUAUUUAGAAGGUGGUAAACACGUUUAUUAUACCUAAUUUGUCUUAUUUUCUCUUAUGAUGUCUACUAUAUUGGCUAAUAGGAGUAUAAAGGUGACUAUAGGGGUGUUAUGUCAUGUCUAGAGGCCUCUUCUUUCUGACGAUGUUAUAAAGUGUAUUUAGAAGGUGGUAAACACGUUUAUAAUACCUAAUUUGUCUUAUUUUCUCUUAUGAUGUCUACUAUAUUGGCUAAUAGGAGUAUAAAGGUGACUAUAGGGGUGUUAUGUCAUGUCUAGAGGGCUCUAAUGAUGUUGAAAAGUGUAUUUAGAAGGUGGUAAACGGGUUUAUUAUGCCUAAUAUGUCUUAUUUUCUCUUAUGAUGUCUACUAUAUUGGGUCAUUGGAGUGUAAAGGUGACUAUAGGGGUGCUAUGUCAUGUCCAGGGGGCUCUAAUGAUGUUUAAAAGGUGGUAAGUACAAUGCUGUAAGUACCAACGUAAGCAGUAGUAUAUGUUUACAUAUCUGAGAUGUGAAGACAGCCACCUUCUCCGUUCAGCCUCUUGUAGAGUGACCUCAUGACCUUGGCGCUGCCGAAGCGUUUAAAUCGAUUCCGGACGUUGUCAUGGUACCACCCCAGGGUGCCGAUCUUCAGAACCCUUCGGGAAAACGAGCAUGUGAGGACGCCGGAGGCCGCGCAAUAAAAGGGGGGGCGUGGCUGACCUGGUCAUGCGGCAGUUGUCGCACACCCAGCCGUGCUCCUUCUUGUUGUAGCGGCUGCAGGACUUGCAGGUGAACAAGCGGCAGUCCAGGCACCGACGCUUGCUGUUGACCAGGAACUUGAAGGGCUGCAGGCAGCGGAUGCACAGAGAGUCGGCCAAGUUGUUCUGCGAACCCAGCAGCUCCCGUUUGUUGUCCUCCUUGUCGAUGGAGUCCUUCAGCUUGCUGUGGAACGUUAGAAUCAUCAUGUCGUUAUCAUAUAUCAUAUCAUAUCAUAUGAUAGCAGUUGUAUAAGACUAAAGAAAACACAAAGAACGCAGAUAAGAGAAAGGUAGCAAGUUGUCCACCUUGGUGAUCCGCCAUGCCGUGUGUGUGUGUGUGUGUGUGUGCGGAGACAAGCGUGUCUUUGUAGCAUCUCCGUGUGACUCCAGUCAUGGUAGAGCGCAGCUUUCACGCUCGCAUUCCGUGACAGCCGGUCACAUGACCUGCAAGGCCAUGAACAGUAGGGGCCAUCUGACGGGGAGGGUAGGGGGGACCCACCCUAGUCGCUCUUCUUCUUUCUUGCGCAGGUUGAAGUCCCGUUGAAUCACCUCCCAGACGUGCUUAGCUUCCUCGUCGGUCAGACGUGAUAAAUCCAGUUUGCGUUCCAUGAUGGAAAAAAAAGACCUCAGUUGGGAAGCAAAAAUGGCCUUUGGUUAGUCUUAGUUCCAAAAAGACACAUCUUAUUCAAAACACAAGUUAUCAACAUUUGGUCCCAGGAAGGACUUGACUUGACAUGAUGACCUGGUCCAAAGAUGUAACGUUCUACUUUCCCGAACCUCCUCAAAUACCCGGACUUAUAGAGAUAGAACAGAAUGGAGACGCAAAGAACUCACCUCCGUGCAGCUGCAGCUCCAGCCUUAGAGUGAGAAGAUCAGCUGAGCGCUGGUUCACAUGCUCCUGACAUCAUCAUCACAGCUCACAAUCAACACUUUGUUUGGCCCGAUCACCACAGCACCCCCCCAGGACAAGACGACACACAUGUUCUCCCCAUAAGAGGAGGACGGCAUGUUGGAUUUUUGUGUCUCACUAAUGCUCCUAUUAGCGCAUCCUAGCUAUAGGUGAGGGCAGCCCCCCCCCCCUUCUCAGGUACGGUAGACAGAAUCCAGUAGCCAUGUUUUACCUUGGUAUGAUUUAUUGAUGUGCAGUAGUAUUGUGAGUCAACAUAUAAGUCAACAAGUCAUAGCAUUGAUCAGCUCAUUGAUCAGCUUUUCCUCGGUUAUUCAAGCAGCUCCACAUUCCGAUCCAUUUUCAAAAUCGCUGACAUCAGCGAGUCAGCCACCACGUGACCGCCACCGACGCCAUCGCACCGAUGGCAGAAGUGGCUGCUGCGGCGGAGGGGGCGGAGUUACACAAGUCCGAGUUGCAGCACUUGAAAGUAAAAGAGGACACCUGGAAAAGAAAAGAAAAAGCCAUGGUUCCCUUAGCGCAUCCUCGCCUGACCUUCAGAGCUUUUGAUGCUGCUUCCUACCUGCGGGAACAUCUGUCCCAGUCGGCUGUACUCGCAGUCGGAAUACUUGAGGCACUGGCGGAAUGUCAUCCCUCCUGCAACGCACACAGGACGUUAACUCAGUUAGCGACAUUCAUAGGGGCGUGGUCGUGGAGGACAGAUGUUCUUCAAAAUAGGCUUCAAAGUCAGCAGCGUAAAGCAGUGCUACAAAGCGUGCUAGCAUCAGCCUUGUUUACACUUGCAUGUAUUUUGUUCCCGCAGUGGUACGCAAUGGUCAUCAACAAGGGUGACUUUUCCACCACAGUGUACCUACAUGUUAGCUUACUGUGUACUAGCUGUACGUACAUGUUAGCUUUACAGUGUGCUAGCUGUACCUACAUGUUAGCUUACUGUGUACUAGCUGUACCUACAUGUUAGCUUACUGUGUACUAGCUGUACCUACAUGUUAGCUUUACAGUGCAGUAGCUGUCCGUACAUAAUUAGCUUAUGGUGUAGUAGCUGUACGUACAUGUUAGCUUACUGUGUAGCAGCUGUACGUACAUGUUAGCUUACUGUGUAGCAGCUGUACGUACAUGUUAGCUUUACAGUGUAGUAGCUGUACGUACAUGUUAGUGUACUAGCUGUAUGUACAUGUUAGCUUACUAUGUAGUAGCUGUAUGUACAUGUUAGUGUACUAGCUGUAUGUACAUGUUAGCUUACUGUGUAGUAGCUGUACGUACAUGUUAGUGUACUCGUAUGUACAUGUUAGCUUACUGUGUAGCAGCUGUACAUACAUGUUAGCUUUACAGUGUAGUAGCUGUACAUACAUAUUAGUGUACUUGCUGUAUGUACAUGUUAGCUUACUGUGUAGCAGCUGUACGUACAUGUUAGCUUUACAGUGUAGCAGCUGUACAUGUUAGCUUUACAGUGUAGUAGCUGUACGUACAUGUUAGUGUACUAGCUGUAUGUACAUGUUAGCUUACUGUGUAGCAGCUGUACGUACAUGUUAGUGUACUAGCUGUAUAUACAUUGUUAGCUUACUGUGUAGCAGCUGUACAUACAUGUUAGCUUUACCGUGUAGUAGCUGUUAGGAUACAGUAGUUUACCAUAUUAGUCCCACAGAUAAAAAUGAGACAAAAUGAGCCGAUAAAAGCAAUGAUAGUAACAAUGAUGACAACCUCUCUCUGUGAGCGUCAGACAGGCGUCGUCAUAGCUACAGUCUCGUUGCUUGGAGCAGCUGGAUGUGUAGUCUUUACAACUGUAACAACGGAUGGCUGAUCCUGGAAGCACAUCUUCAGAUGCCACCUCGCUUCAAACUGACCAACGAUGGACGUGACCCAGCAAGGACACUCUUAGACCACGCCCACUGGGUGGGGCCUGAUGGAACCACAAGGAGGCAAGGAGCGCCAAAUGAUGCGCCGCCAGUGGACAACCAAUGACAGCACUUCAAGGACUCUAAAACAGGUGAAUGCAAGCUAGAGGCAGCAUAAGGGGCUCCUACAGGCAAGCUACGAGGAGCAUAUGUGGACCAUGGAGCUGUUGGUACGCCGCCGCGGCGCCCGUGUCACAGGGAGGACGAGCCUGGCGUCAGGACGAGCGUGGCACCGCGCCGCGCCGCUAGCGAUAGGAUGAUGACGAGCAGGAGAAGAAAGGUGCGGGUGUGUGUUGUUGCGGCGCGACAAAGGAAGCACAGAAGACGUGGACAAAUGUCCAGUGUGAGCAUUGUGCAGCAAUUAGCUAACCGUGGUGUGCCUCAAUAGGCUGCAUUGUGUCAAUGCAUUCACACUAGCGCCAUUGGAGCAUCAUAACAACAUGUCAUCUCCUCCUUAUGGUCCAAAUCAUACGCUGGCUCAUUUUCUUACACCAUUUGUGUCCAGUGUGCCCUAUAGGGGUGUUAUGUCAUGUCUAGAGGGCUCUAAUGAUGUUAAAGUGUAUUUAAAAGGUGGUAAACAGGUUUAUUAUGCCUAAUGUGUUUUAUUUUCUCUUAUGAUGCUACUAUAUUGGGUCAUAUGAGUGUAAAGCUGACUAUAGGGGUGUUACGUCAUGUCUAGAGGGCUCUAUUGAUGUUAAAAAGUGGAUUUAGAAGGUGGUAAACAGGUUUAUUAUGCCUAAUAUGUCUUAUUUUCUCUCAUGUUGACAACUAUAUUGGGUCAUAGGAGUGUGAUGGUGAUUAUAGGGGUGUUAUGUCAUGUCUAGAGGGCUCUAAUGAUGUUUAAAAAAGUGUAUUUAGAAGGUGGUAGACAGGUUUAUUAUGCCUAAUAUGUCUCACUUUCUCUUAUGAUGUCUACUAUAUUGGGCGAUAGGAGUGUAAAGGUGACUAUAGGGGUGUUAUGUCAUGUCUAGAGGGCUCUAAUGAUGUUAAAAAGUGUAUUUAGAAGGUGGUAAACAGCUUUAUUAUGCCAAAUAUGUUUUAUUUUCUCUUAUGAUGUCUACUAUAUUGGCUAAUAGGAGUGUAAAGGUGACUAUAGGGGUGUUAUGUCAUGUCUAGAGGGCUCUAAUGAUGUUAAAAGGUGUAUUUAGAAGGUGGUAAACAGCUUUAUUAUGCCUAAUAUGUCUUAUUUCCUCUUAUGAUGGCUACUAUAUUGGCUAAUAGGAGUGUAAAGGUGACUAUAGGGGUGUUAUGUCAUGUCUAGAGGGCUCUAAUGAUGUUAAAAUGUGUAUUUAGAAGGUGGUAAACCGGUUUAUUAUGCCUAAUAUGUUUUAUUUUCUGAAUGAUUUGUUUGGACACAUUCGUCCCACCCAUCCAAUGCGGCUAACUGUCUUCCAUGUCUACGUGUGUGACGUCAUCGCCUUCCCACAUGCCGAUUGGUGGACAGGUGGCAGGCGAGCGGCGGCUCAGAUGACCCAUGAAGAAUUCAGCAGCUUGGUUUCCACGCUGAGACGGCUGCAGAUCAACACAACGUACAGAUCAGCAUGGAGGACAACACCCUCAGUGUGGAGUCUUUGGGUGAGGUGGGAAUGCGGGCGUACCGAGUGGCGGUGAAGCUUGAACGUCUGCAGCACGCCUGCCACAUGGACAGGGUGCUGCUUCACCACAUCAGCGCCGCGCUUGACCCGGGCGGCGGCGGAGUCGAACGCACGUGCUUGCUGAGCGAACCGGAAGUGACUCGGAAACUGAACAGGAUGUUCUGCCACUCGAGGGCGGAGCCGUGGAGUCGCGUGACCUCGGAGGCGUCAAAGAAGAUAUGCGGUCUGAUGUUCUGGAUGUUCGACAGGAACGGCUCGGGUCACAUUGCGUCUCUUUCUCUUCAUAUUGCUCUUAUCUGCCUAGCAGCUGACACACCGCCACGGAAAUACCAAGCCCUGGCAUGUGCAGCUGCUGGUGCUUGUGGAUCCAUCAGCAGGUCUUCGCUCAGAUCCUUGUUGGUUGACAUGAGUCAGGUUCCCAGGCUGGUGGAGCAGGAAGUGGUGUAUGGUGAGGCGGAGGAGGCGGAGGAGGCGCAGGAGACGGAGGAGGCGGUGAGGUUGUGUUUUGCGGGGGUGCGUGGCCACGCCCUGAGCGUUGACCAAGUGCAGGCGUGGCUGCAGAAGCAACCUCCUCUGUUGCUAUGGUUACCGCUCUUGUCUCAUCUGGCCGGUACUGGGACGCUAGUUCAUGAGGUGCGCUGUGGCAUUUGCAGGAUACGUCCCAUCAGAGGACUCAGGUAUCGCUGCACGAGGUGUGUGAGCUUCCAGGUGUGCCAGGUGUGCUUCCUCUCAGAGCGACACAAGCGUCACCACCCGCUCAUGGAGAUGACCACACAGCCCACCUGGCGAGAGUCCGUGUCCUCGUUGGUGCGAUGCGCCGCCCGCUUCCUGUCACCACGGCGGCGUGGCGGAAGAGGAGCUGCCAGGGGGAGGGGCCUGAAGGACAGUCCCAGCAGCCACGGCGCCUCCUCCUAUGAAUCAUACACAGGCACCGCCUCCCACUGUUCCUCAUCCUCAUCCCCGCACACUCAUCACAUGCUGAUGGAACAGACACUGAAGACAGGGGAGAUACAGCAGGACAGCGAGGAGGUCCCCGGACGGGACAGCGAGGAGGUCCCCGGACGGGACAGCGAGGAGGAACCAGGACUGGACAGCGAGGAGGUCCCCGGACGGGACAGCGAGGAGGAACCAGGAAGGGACAGCGAGGAGGAACCAGGCAGGGACAGCGAGGAGGAACCAGGCAGGGACAGCGAGGAGGAACCAGGAAGGGACAGCGAGGAGGAACCAGGAAGGGACAGCGAGGAGGAACCAGGAAGGGACAGCGAGGAGGAACCAGGACUGGACAGCGAGGAGGAACCAGGACUGGACAGCGAGGAGGAACCAGGAUGGGACAGCGAGGAGGAACCCCCAAGACGGGACAGCAAAGAGGAACCCCCAAGACGGGACAGCAAAGAGGAACCCCCAAGACGGGACAGCAAGGAGGCCCCAAGACGGGACAACAAGGAGGCCCCACGGCGGGACAGCAGAGGAAGCGGUACACCAUGUUGUGAAGACGAGGAUUUGGUGGAAGAGGAGGUGAGUGAAAAAGAGGACACCCUGUCCACCAGGUCACAUGACCUCCACUAUGAGGAGGCAGAUUGGGCGCAAGAGGAGGACGGGGGCGUGGCCGAGUCCAGUCCGGAGGAGCUGCUGCAGGAGACGGUGGACAGGCUGACACGGGUUUUGGGGAAGGAUGUAAAUGAGGUCUACCUUGCAUCACAACAUGUUUUCCAUUUGAUUGGAUCAAGCCAGGGUGAGGGGGCGGAGCUUAAUGAGGCCGCAAUGCAGGUCGCAGACUCCUUAUGCUGCCUGGUGGACACUAUGAGACAAGCCCCGCCCCUGACUGGGAUAUCUACAUGGCAAAUAUGAAUAUAUAUUCCAUAUUCUGUUCCCAUUAGAAAUGAAUGGCCCAUUUAAAUGGCGCCAUCUGCUGGUGAAAUGUCACCAUUUAACAUGAAAACUUCCAAAAAUAUAUAUAUUAAAAAUAUAUAAAUAUAUAUAUAUAUUAAUAAAUUUAUAUAUUACAUAUUUAUAAAUAUUAAGCAGUCAGUUAACCAAAAUAAAGUCUAAAUAUUCAGAGACAUAACAUUGUAAUAUGAGAGCCAUUUAUAGACUUGAAAUAUUCCAAAAAAUAAGAUAUUCAUAAUAUAAGACAACAAAAUGAUUUAAAUACAAAUAAAUAUAUAGAAUCAAAUAGCUAUAAAAAGCAGCAGAAAUUGAAUAAUUUUCUGAGAAAAAGUCCCAUUAUGGAAAGAAAAUUGGAUUAUAAUGGGGGGAUUCGUUAGUUGGGAGCCGGCCGUUGUCCCACAGGGAAGCGGCGCUGGAGAGUGAGGAUGAACUGGCAUCCAAGCGCUACUCAGCCGCCUUCUCACAGCCGCCCCGAGACCUUCCUCGUCGUGGCCGUUUGUGACGGAGCCUGCCCGUCGCAGGCGAGGAGGACGCGGCCCGUGCUUCCCGCACGCCCCGUCUGCGGACGGGCGCCGGGUUGGCGCUGAGCGCACUCACCAUGACGUGGCUGCGGAGGGAUGAGGCGGGACCCUUGCUUCCGCAAGAGCCCGAGGCCGCCUCCCCCGAAGGUCGGUCGGCGUUCAGGUCCGGGCUCAGACUACGGAAGAGUUUACGGGCGCACGGCGGCAGGGGGCCGUGGAGGAUGGAACGUUUCAAAUCUUUGGGGGGGUUCUUGAUGAUGCGAUUGCCGCAGGGGUCGUAGAAGCGCAUGGGGAAGGAUUUAUAUUUGACCUUGGGGCGCUCAAG
Molecule: messenger RNA, 8594 nt
Organism: Doryrhamphus excisus (bluestripe pipefish)
Lineage: Eukaryota; Metazoa; Chordata; Actinopteri; Syngnathiformes; Syngnathidae
Source: RefSeq, a predicted model, not a curated record